GACCUAGUAACGUAAAAUCGUAAGAUUUUACGUUUUAAAGCGCGAUUUUGACUACAUUGGUUGGUCUCUUGGCAGGAAAAUUUUAUUGUUCUGUUGGUAUGGUCGUGCACCUUCACAAUCUAUGAUGGAAAACAAGUUUCGAAUUUAUAUUUUACAUGAUUUAUUCAAUCAUGUUAAAGAAUCUUCAAAGAUAUGCAACUAACUCGGUCGGCUUCUCCGAUGAUGGAACUAUUUCAUUUCAUUUUAUUUUUAUUUCGGUAAAUUCUAUUACGGUAUUACCGAUACUCAUAUAAAAAUUACUUGCUCUUAGUGGGGGUGUGUGAUUUACUCAUAAUGUAUUAAUUAUUACAUAUUACUGGGUUUCUCAACUCGUCAACAUGGAUCCUACAUCGAGGAAGUCUUCCUAGAGCAGGAGCCACUUACUAGGAAGUUUUCUCUCUCUUCCUACUCUUCGUGUCAGUUUCGUGUCUUUUCGCUCCUUGGAGUUUUCUCAGAGCUGCCCACUUUGUGGCAUAACAGGCUCUUUCAUCAGGAAUUCGGUUGCAUAUGGAUUACCAAUCUUUAUCAUUAUAUGGUUACUAAAAAACUAGUAUCCACCCUAACUCAUCCCGGGAGGGGUUACGGUGAUUACUAUGGAUUAGUAAUCAACAUGGUUACUAAGGGCAAAUUGGGUAUGAAAAACAAUAUUUAAUUAUUUUUAGUUUUAAUAAAUUACAUUUUAGGAAGUUACAUAAAUGUGUUAACUACAAUUUUCUCUCUAUCUUUCUCUCACUUCCACAAUCUUCCGCCAUAUCUCUUUUCCUUCUUUUUCUCAAUCUUCUUGAUUUCAUUUAGCCGAACUAAUACCUAUGCAACAACAAAAAAACAAUAAAUCAAUACCAAUCCAUUAAAAACACUAUCAUUAUACAAAACACAAAUACCAUUGCACAAGUAAAUAAUAUAUACCACUACAAGAGUCAAACUAAUACCAAAAUCAACCAAUACCACUACUAUUGUGAAAUCCAAACAAUACCAUUGUAUAAAUAAAUCAAUACCAUUAUGAAAAAACUAUCAUUAUAAAAACAAAACUAUAUUAUUUCAUAAAACAAAAUAAAUGAACCAGUACCAAAAUAAAAAUAUCCAGAUUUGAAAUUCACUUGAAAGUUGUCGGCUCCUCAUCAUCGAAUAGUGAGAGAGGGGGAGAGAGAGGGAGAGGGGGGAGUGAGAGAGAGAGAGAAGUGGACUGGGGGAGAGGGAGAAGGGCGGCUAUAGUGGAGUGUGGAGGGGACGAGGUGGAGACUGGAGAGGACUGGGGUGGGGUGGGGAAGGGAGGGAUGGGUAGAGUGGCGGCGGUGGAGUGGAGGGGAGAGUGGGAGGAGGGCCGACGGUGGAAAGGAGGGAUGGGCUGACAGAAGAGGUGAGGGGAGAAAAGAGAGAGCUGCAUUUUUUCACCGGGAAGAGAGAUGGAUAUGUUCUAGGGUUUGAGGAGAGGAAUGAGAUAGUAAAAUAUAAAUAAAGGUAAUAAUCUCAUGUGUUAAUAUUUUUAUUUCAAAAUUAUCCUUCAUUUAAUCUUGACCAUUGUUUUGAAAAUUGAAUAAAUAGAGCUAAUUAAGAGUAUAGAUGUAGGUUGCCAUGAUGGUUACUAAAAAACUAGUAUCUUGAGAUCGAUGAGAAAAACAUUUAUUUUGAAGAUCGAUUUUUGAAACGCUCUCGAUGCUCUCGCCGGAAACUCUCCCCAACGCUUCUCCAUCCCCUAACCUAUCGCCGACAGUCCGGCCCCCGGAAAUGGAGAUGGUGGAGGCUAGUCCCCCGCAGCCAAAUGACAACUUUCAGGUCACGACCCUCGCCGGCGCGAUGGUGAAUCCCCAAGCGAUGUCCUCCUUAACACCGCCGGCUGUUCCUUCGCCAAACAAGACUCUAUCGGGUCAUCCGACUCAGCCUGCGGUGUCCUACAAAGCAUCCCUGUCGGGCGAGACGACUGUGGCAACCAAAUCGGUUGCCCCAUGGAUGUUCAUAGGCGAACAAGAUCUGGUUUCUAGCUCAUUCCAAGGCGAACCGGAACUCAUAGUUUCUGACGUCCUCAAGUCCCGCCUUUGCUCACCAUGGAAGAAGACCCUGAUGGUCCGUCUGCUGGGUAGGAAAGUUUCUUACACCUACCUUUGCUCCCAAUUACGAUGGAUGUGGCGACCGGUCGGCAAGAUGGAUAUCAUGGAUUUGGAAGACGACGUCUUUCUGGCAACGUUUGACAAUGAUCAGGACUAUUUUAAAGCUCUUACUGGUGGGCCAUGGGUUCUUCUUGACCAUUACUUAGUCGUUCAUCAAUGGUCGCCGGCCUUUCGGGUGGGAGAUACGAUUCCAAGAACGGUCACAGCUUGGGUUCGGUUUCCUCGCCUCCCAGUGCAUUUCUACCACAAGGAAGUCUUGUUCGCACUUGGGAAUCUGAUUGGGCGUACAAUCAAGCUGGAUUAUCAUACUGAACAUGGUCACAGAGGGAAGUUUGCAAGAAUAGCCAUUGAACUGGACAUGGCCAAGCCGUUGCGGCCCCGUGUCAGGCUGGAUGGGUUCUGGCAGAAAGUGGUUUAUGAGAACCUUCCUCAUGUUUGCUUUGAAUGUGGGAUUGUUGGUCACGCAGAGUCCGUUUGUCCCAAGCUCGGUCGUGACCUGACUCCGACGGCGAUAAGCUUAGACUCGACGGCCGGAUCUCAAAGGCUGCCAGCGUCGGAGACAGAAGCGCCGGCGAGUUUCGGUCCCUAGAUGCAAGUCACCCGAAAAAGCCGGAAACCAGAAAGGAAAGAAUCAACACAGCAGGCGACAGAUCAGGCAAACUCUCAGGGACCGAAAUUGGGAAAGAAAAAUCAGUCACAAAAGGAAGGAGGGUCCAACUUACCUUCCUCGGGAAAUAACAAAUCAAGCGGAAAAGGAAAGAACAACAGCCCUAAUCACGUUUCUGCGAAGGCAACGGAGCUGGCGAACAAAUCUAGUAAUCACACGGAAACCUCUUCAAUCGGAAUGCCAAAUAUGGAAAAAACAGAGAAGAAAAAGAAGGCUACGAUGAGCACGCCAGCCCCAGCUCCAACGGCUAGCCCAAGUCAGAACUCCCCAUCCCCUUCACGCCAAUUAAAUGAAAAAGGCCUUUUGGG
This is a messenger RNA of Linum trigynum, 3119 nucleotides long. The record is from the annotation of a GenBank genome assembly. Lineage: Eukaryota; Viridiplantae; Streptophyta; Magnoliopsida; Malpighiales; Linaceae.